Botrytis sinoallii is the source of this 1395-nucleotide messenger RNA. RefSeq lists its product as uncharacterized. The coding region runs from base 1 to 1395 and encodes 464 amino acids. The transcript is spliced from 3 exons. Gene Ontology annotation, molecular function: oxidoreductase activity, acting on paired donors, with incorporation or reduction of molecular oxygen; monooxygenase activity; heme binding. NCBI's taxonomy places the organism in Eukaryota, Fungi, Ascomycota, Leotiomycetes, Helotiales, Sclerotiniaceae. The record is from RefSeq and is a predicted model, not a curated record.
AUGGCCUCUGGCGACCUAAAAAUGUUAACCUCUGGCUCGCCAUUGGUCAAUGGCGCGAUACUUCUCGUUAUCAUCCUAUUCACUGGCUUUGUACUUACCCGUCCAAAGAAACUGGACUUGCCAAUCGUUGGAUCAUUCCGCGCAGAUCAGAGACAAGCAUUGGUCGAAGGAACACGGAAGUACCCGGACCGCCCGUUCUUAGUCCCUAUCGUACCACCCCUGGUUAUACUCCCUAUUUCAGUGAUCGACGAAGUCCGAAACUUACCAGAGAACAAAACUUCGUUCAUACAGGAUAUUCAGCGGUCUUUCACAGCCAAGCACACAGGCAUAGGAAAAGAGGCAGGACCAGAGCUCAUACAAGCACUCAAGCUAGAUCUCACCAAACACCUUGCCAGCACAAUCGAUGAUAUGCAAGAUGAGAUCGGCUAUGGAUUGGAUAAAGAACUCGGAUCAUGCAAGGACUGGACAUCGAUUCCCAUGUAUCCCAAGGUGACUCGUUUGGUUGGGUUGUUAAGCGGUCGUGUUUUUGUUGGGCUACCUCUGAGUCGGAAUGAGGAAUGGCUGAAGUCUUCGAUUGAGUAUGCAUUGUUGUGCAUGGGAGCCCGAGAUGCUAUUAAUGCAUAUCCAGAAUUCAUUCGAACUAUUGUGGCUCCUUUUCUCAAGGAAGUGCAAAUUCUGAAAUACGUCAGGAACCGGGGAGUGGAACUGGUGAAGCCGCUACUCGCCGCUGGGCAAGAGAAUAUGAUCACAUGGAUUCAAAAUCGCAUUAAAAAGAAAGAUCCUGAAAAGAUUGCAAAUUACCAGAUGAGCCUCUCGUUCGCCGCUGUUCAUACGACAUCCAUGGCAAUUACAGCAGCGAUCUAUGAUCUGUGCGCAUAUCCAGAAUACAUUGAGAUAUUGCGGGAGGAGAUUCAGCAGAUUGAUGGUGUCACGAAAACGAACUUGGCCAAGCUCUGGAAACUCGAUAGCUUCUUGAAAGAGAGUCAGAGAUUGACUCCCUCAUCGCUAGUAACCAAUGUCCGACUCGUAACCUCUCCUCUCAAUCUUUCCACGGGAACCCUACCGGCUGGAAGCCGAUUCGGAUUCGCCGCCUGGGCAAUUCACACACCGCACUUACCAUUCGAUGGUCUUCGAUACUACAAGCUUCGUCAGAUUCCUGGGAAUGAGGACAGGCACCAAUUUGUCACCACUUCGCCGGAGUCUAUGAACUUUGGGCAUGGAAAUCACGCUUGUCCAGGACGUUUUUUAGCCGCAAAUGAGAUUAAGAUCGUGUUGAUCGAGUUGUUGACGAAGUGGGAGUUUCGAUUGAAGGGGGGGGAACGGCCCGAGAAUAUCAUGAAUGCAAUGGUCUGUAUGCCGAAUCCGAGAGCGGAAGUGGAAUUCAGAAGGAGGUAG